AACUAGGACGAGCAGCUGCACUUGUCACUGGCAGUAAACACAAGACUCCAGCUGCUCCUCUAUAGUCAGUCCUUCAGUGAUCACCUCCGUCCAAAAAUGGUUUACGUGGAAGCGUAUGAAGACUUUGAAAAAGCAGCAGAGCGUGUGUACCUUAAUGCACCUAUGAAAACUCGUUGUGUAAUGAAGUACGACCAUAGCAACAGCUGUCUCAAGGUGAAGGUUACCGAUGAUAUGGUGUGCGUUCAGUACAAAACCGACAGCCAACAAGAGCUAAAGAAACUGGAGAAGUUGAUCAGCAACUUGAUGAAGCACAUGGCAUCAGGUGAAAGAUAACUUUUACCUUCUUCCAGAUGCCAACUUCCUCAUCCUUCAUGUGAUAUUGUAGUUUAACAACAGUUGUAGCAUUUAAGAUAAACAGAUCCUAUGCCAAGAAAGUUUGCAAAAUGCACCUCGUGCACUCAGAAGUGGAAGCUAGAAGUUAAGAGGCGUGAAAGUCACCAGAGCAAUGUUUCAGUUUGUGAGGCAAAGCGUUCUUUCUCACAAAUAGGUAUGAUUAAAACUGUAUGAGGGCAUGCCCUCAGACAAAAAGUUAAGCAAUUUUUGUAUUCUCUCAACAGAGUUUGAUCUUAAACAAUCAUUAAAUUUCAAAAAUGUUGUGCAUAACUUUGCAGCAAUGAAGUCAAGGAUGAAAACUUUUGUGUAAUUGUUUGUUACUAUUAAUAAAGCUAUUGUUAUAUGCAUUUAGUGAAGUAACUUUUGUCAUCUUGUGCUAAACUAGAAAUAAUAUAUUGGAAUAAAACUUUUGUGUAAAUGUACGAGAUCUAUA
Homarus americanus (American lobster) is the source of this 826-nucleotide messenger RNA. RefSeq names its product signal recognition particle 9 kDa protein-like (gene Srp9). Gene Ontology annotation, molecular function: 7S RNA binding. Gene Ontology annotation, biological process: SRP-dependent cotranslational protein targeting to membrane; negative regulation of translational elongation. Lineage: Eukaryota; Metazoa; Arthropoda; Malacostraca; Decapoda; Nephropidae. The coding region runs from base 97 to 333 and encodes 78 amino acids. Gene Ontology annotation, cellular component: signal recognition particle, endoplasmic reticulum targeting. The transcript is spliced from 4 exons. The record is from RefSeq and is a predicted model, not a curated record.